Messenger RNA from Volvox carteri f. nagariensis, 3981 nucleotides. RefSeq lists its product as uncharacterized. Lineage: Eukaryota; Viridiplantae; Chlorophyta; Chlorophyceae; Chlamydomonadales; Volvocaceae. The record is from RefSeq and is a predicted model, not a curated record. The transcript has 15 exons. The coding region runs from base 1 to 3981 and encodes 1326 amino acids.
AUGCCUUGCUGUUGUAAUGGCAGCAUAGAAUGUCAUGUUGAGAACAAUUUAUCGAACAAGUCGGAAACGGCGGAUGUUAAGGGCUGCGAUGAGCAACCAACCUGCACGUCCAUCGUCUGGGCGGACGGUCGCGGACGCCCGACGGUCCAACUGUCGCUGAAGUGCGCUACGAGGCGUGACUGGGCGCAGCAGCAGCAGCAGCCGCAAGCGACGCGGCCCACCCGGAGCCCGCCACAACCGCUGCCCUACUCCGUCCCCACCUUGGCAAUAGGCGACGUGUUCCUCUCAUGCAACACGGUGGCAGGGCUGGAGCAUGCGGCCGAUUGGGACUUGGCGAAGGCCCCUUUGGAACCUCAGGCGCAGGCGCAGGCUUCCACCCAGGCUAAGCUGCCCCAGGCCCCUCACCAGCCUCACUCAGCGUUCCCGGAUGGCCCCCGCGGCGCCGCGGCCCCCCUGGAUCUCGGUAGCGAGCUGCUGUUGCGUAUGUCGCCCCCUGUUGGCGGUCAGCGACUCAUGUUUGUGAGCAAGGAGGGCGCGGAGCUGGUCCGGAGAGCGCUGCUGCUGAGCAGAUAUGAUGAAAUCAUGGCAGAAAGGAAGGCCGCGGCGCAGGAGGCAACGGAGGAUGAAGGUAUUGAGAACCCCCAAAACGCAGCCGCCACCUCCAGGGCCGCUGCAGCAGCGACGACAUUUGCAAAGGGAUCGUCCGAGGCACGCGACCCGCGGGUAAGUGGUUUCGAUGGCUUGAGAGCUGCCGGUGGCGCCCGCGGCGGCAGCGAGGGUCGUGGUGACGAGGAGGUCGGCUCUGCACCGCCGCCUGCGCAGUGGUUUCGGAGGUCGAACACGAACACCGCCGACCGGGCGCCGACGCGCACAUCGCCCUCCUCUGCGCCGGCUGCGAAAUCACUGGAAAAUUUAAAUUCAAAUUCAAGUUUAAAAUCAAACGCACCUGAUGCGCCUGCCAGCGAGGCGCUGCUCAGUGGCAACAGUGCGGAAACCAGUACCGCUGCCGCCGCCGCGGCGGCCAGCACGUACGACACUCUACAGCUAGACCUCCCCAGCUGGCUUCCUCAACCGAUCCGCGAGGCUGCGACGGCUGCUGCGCGCGGCGUUGGCAACUGGAUGACGCACGGCAUCGGUGGCGGCGGCGGCGGCAACGCCGCCGCCGCCAGCGGCGGCGCUGUCGGCAGCUUGACGGCGCUUCUGGCGCGCGGCGCCGCCUCCGAUGCCUUGGACGUGUCAUCUGGGCCACGACCGCGAUUGCCCGCGCCGCCGCUGACCAGAGCCAUGCAGCUGCCGCCGCUGCCCCCGCCGCCGCCCACACCGCCAACAGAAGACCCUGACAAGGCGCACUUGGACAACGAGGAGAUCCUGCGCGAGCUGAAGCAGCUGGAGGCGGCCAAGGUGAUUGCGGACGCGGAAGCGCUCCUGAAGUCCUUGAAACGCGGCGCCUGGGGCAGCGGCGGCGACACCGACAGCAGCGACGGCACUGCUGGUGGCUUCCUGCCGCCCUUCAGCUUCAGCAGCUACGUGGCUAGGCUGCCAUUGGCAGCAGCCCUCAAGGCCCUCCUUAGCAAGCCCGCCAACGCGCCGACGACGACCACGACCACGACGACAACGCAAGCCGCCGCCGCCGAACAUGCGGCGGCGGGGUCGGUGCCUGUACGGCGUCGCUUCUUACUCGUCCCUGACUCAGCGGAUGAGCAGGCCGUGAUGGGUAGCCGCGAGAUUGAGCGUUUGGUGGCGGAUGUGGACGCGUCUGCUUCUGCUGCUGCCGCGGCGGCGGUGGCGGCGAGGGAGGAUGAGGACGGGCCAUCUGUAGUGGGUUUGGACGACGGUGCCAGCGUCGCCGAGGGCGGUACGGCAGGAGCUGCAGGGUCGACGAGGAGCAGCAGUCGCGGCAGCGGCGGGUCCGUUCCUGGCCGUCGAAAAACCCCUCGCCCGCGGCAGCUGGCGUCGGCGCUGGCGUUAGUGCGUGAUGCGGGGGUGGCGGCCUGGCGGUGGCAGCGCUCGGCGGCGCGGUGGAGGGUGGUUUCGGCGCUGGAUGUGCUCACGGUGCACAGCGCAGGGUUCCCCAUCAUGCGCUUCCCACCCGUGUCGUCGUCUUCGUCGGCGGGGGCAGCUGGCGGCGGCGGCGGCGGUGGCGCUGGCAGUAAUGGCGGUAACGGUGACGAGGACAGUGAUGAUGGACUUCCGGAGGCUAAGGAGUUGUUGCGGGAGAUGGGGGCAGGCAACCGCCGGUCUUCGUCCGCUGACGCCCUGGCCGCCGCCGCCGCCGCCGCCGCGGCCGCCGCGCCGGCCCCCUCCGGCCCCCUUGGCGUGCUGUCGACCCUGGCUGUGGGGGUGGUGAGCUUCAGCGCCUGGUGUGUGGCCUCAGCUGUGGAUGUGUGGGACGACAUCUACUCGAGGACGCCCUGGGGUCUGGAGGCGAUUGGGGUUCCGCAACACGUCAACGUAAGGCCCACCUAUUUAGAGGAACAUGUACAGCGGCUGGCGGAGGCAAAUGCGCCCGCCGUGGCGGCUGCUGCUGCUGCCGUACGUUCGCGAGCUGUUCAACGCGCGCUGGAUAAGCGGGCACGGCGACGGCAGCAAGCACAGCAGGCGCAGCAGCAAGAGCAGCCGCAGCCACAGCAGGUUCCCGCUGAUACUAGCAAAGGUGAGAAGCUGUUGCCUGGCGGCGGCGACGGGCCUGCCGCCACCGUCGUCACCGCCGCCGCCACCGCUGGCAACCAAUGCCCUGAAGCCGCCGCCGCUACCUCUGGGGCUCCGGAACCGGUUUCGUCGUCUCGAACUCCAGCGCCGUCCGCUGGCACUGCUGAUGCAACGGCUGCGGCGGGGACUGAGAACGACGACGGCAGUACCGCCGCCGCUGCGAAACGGCAGGACCGCAGCAGCCAGCGCCGCCGCGGCAGAGCUGCCGUCGCCGCGGCGGCGGCCGCCGCCGCGAGCGCCGCCUUCACCGGCUUGUCCUUACAAACUGAAACGAUGGCCGGACUCACCGUACUGCUCCAGUUCGCCUGGGCGACGGCGCGAGCCGCACAUUUCCGGGUGCAGCGGGAAGCCGACGUCGUCUUCGGCGCCUACGGCAGCGGUGGCGGGGGUGACGGCGUCGAUGGACUGCUGCGCCUGGCGGGCGGGCGAGGUUCCAGGGACGGCGGCAGCGGCGGCUUCGCCGCCGCCGCCGGCGGCGGCAGCGGCCUCACAUUGACCGCCAGCCAGGAUGGCGAGCUGGGCCUUGUAACGCGACCCCACAAAUUCGAGGUGGGACUCCAUCUCAAUGUACGGAAGCUUCUUGGCGACCUACCGGAGGAUGCUCCGGACCAGCUGCUCAAGUUACAACAGCCAAUGGCGGGAAGCGUCAUGCAGCCCGCCGGAGGCGCCGCCGCUGCCGCCGCCGUCGGAGGCGGCGCCAGCGGCGGCAGCAGCCGUCGCGCCCCGGCCCCGGCCCCGAUGCCUGAGGCGCACGGCCUCCUGCUUAUCGGCGAUCUAGGGCUUGAGGAGUUUGAGGAGAUGAGGGGGAUGCGGCCACCGGCAUUAGGAUUUGCAGAUCUAGGCGAGUUGCUGCCGCCGCCGGGGCGGCGGCCGGGGCUGGCGGCCGCUGCGUCCCCCGGGAGGAUGGGCGUCCAUGCCGGCGGCGCUGGGUUCGGGGAUGACAGUUUGGAGGGGGAGGAGGAGGAGGAGGAGGACGACGGCAGCGGGCCGGAGAGUUGGACGGGUUCCCGUGGGUUUUCACAAAACGCCCUUUUCCGGGUGCGCUGCUGGAGGUUGGAACGUGUACACGUAAGCGUACCGGGGGCGCCUGGUGCGCCGUUGUGGAGUGUGGUUCUUGUGAAGCGGAAGAGGAAGAGGGUCCUACGGCCGAAUAACAUGUCGGCUAUCUUGACGUUAUCUGACCAGCGUUUGCUUGUGAAGGCGCUUCAUAAGGCUCAGUGCUCAAACUCGCGUGACGGAGCCUUGACCCCCGGGGGAGGAGAGCGGAACUAG